Rotaria socialis is the source of this 3231-nucleotide messenger RNA. NCBI's taxonomy places the organism in Eukaryota, Metazoa, Rotifera, Eurotatoria, Philodinida, Philodinidae. The record is from the annotation of a GenBank genome assembly.
AUGUACGAUAGAAAUAGUGUUACAUCAUCGAACAAUUGUCGUAUAUUUGAUACUGGCAAAAAUUUAUUAAAUUUCGAUUGUCAUUCCAUAGUACUUAAUGAUCCAGAAACACAUUUGUUACUUGUUGGUAAUCAUGAACUAGCAUUUAUUAAUUUCGAAACACUAAUUUCACAGCUCGAUGAUCUAGCCGGCAUCAAUACAAAUGGAUCUUUACCAUCUUUAUUUGAUGUUAAACUCGUAUCAUUAUUCGAUAGUUAUAAUGUUAAUCGACCCAUUGUCGAAUGGAAUUGUUGUGAACCAAAUCAAUAUGCCGUAGCUAUUGAUCGUCUUGUACGUUUUUAUACAGUUGACCAAGCAAACAUUAAUGAAAGUAUUGCUGUCAUUGAUUCACAACACAAGCGUCCGAUUUCAACUAUAUCUUAUGCGCCUCAUAAUACACAUUGGCUAUUAACUGGUUCACUUGAUGGUCAAAUUCAAGUAUGGGAUACGCGACAGUGUUCAGUGAAAAAUCCAGCUAGCCUAAAGUUUACAGCAACAACACCAUUCAGCAUUCGUCGUAUUCAAUGGUCAUCAGAAAAAACGGAAAGUUCAGAUCAAUUAGCUGUUCAAUGUGAUCGAAGUGUACGAAUAUAUGAUAUACGCCGAACAGAUGCCUCUGUAAUAUCAUCAACUGAUCUAGAACAUACACAACGUAUAAUAGAUAUGGAUUGGAUAAAACAAAGUCAGUCAAUUGUUACACUUUCGUCGGAUCAAUCUAUAAGAAUAUUUUCAACAACUGGCCAGAAAAUUGCAGAAUCAUUACCUAACGAACAAUCCCCGUGUACCUUUAGUAAAAUUCAAACGACUAUGUAUGAUAAUCUACUUGUUUGUGCAUCUCGUGAUCCUAUAUCAUCAGCAUCUGGCUUUCUUGGAUGGCAUUGGGAUGGUGAACAAUGUUUACAACCAUUGACUAAUCGUAUAUUAUCACCAACUCUAGCGCCCAUAGUGGAUUUUUGUUUUGUUAAAAAUACUCAUUUUUUUAAUUUAUUUAAUAACUCGUCAUCGUCACAUAUGAACGAUGAAUUAACCAAUCGUUUCCUUCUACUUACCUGGUGUCGCGAUGGAAAUCUAUGUUUAGUUGAGAUGGAUUCAACAUUUCGACAAACAUGCAUGAAUCAGCAGACACGAACUAAGCUAGUUAAUACAGCUGAUUCAGGGACCACGAUAGAUAACUCGCGAACAUCGAUACAUCCAUCUCGACAUCAUGGAACAGCUCGAAAUAGUUUGUCCACCGUGACAAUGGAUUCUAUUCAAAGUGAAACAAGCGACACAGGAGAUGAUGAUAGUGACAAUCCUUUUCAAGCAAUGCCAGCAUCACCACCUAAUACAGUUGAAUCUUCCGAAGCCAGCGAUGAAAACGAUUAUCCUACUAUUGCUGAUAAGAGCAAUAAUGCAAUAACAGAAGUAUCAAUUCAAAAUGAAUUAAACUCUAUACAUGAUAGCUAUGGUCCAUAUAUUUUUGUUGAAACAACAGAUGAACAACGUCGUAUGUGCAUACUUCGCUGUAUAUAUUCUUUAGACAAUUCUUCUUCGUUUCGUGUGUUUUUAACUUUUUCGCGUCACUAUCCCAUAAUAUCGCAAUUGUUUGUUCGCUUUAAAUUGCCAACCAAGAACAAUGAUGAACGUUUAAAAUCAUUUCAAUCUCACAUACAAAUCAUGGUUGAAGAUACAUGCUAUACUUGUUUUUAUCAUGGACAAUUAUGUUUACAUAGAUGUUUAAUAAAAUUAAAAAGUUUAUUUGAUAAAUAUUUUAAACAAGCCAGACUAUUUUCAACGGCACAAUCAAUGCCGAAUAAUACACAUAAAAAACGUAAUCAAUCAUCAACUAAUUUUGAUGGUGAUUCAAUUAACGAUUUUACAAAUAGUAACAAUAAUUCAACUGCAAACAAUGAUAAUAAUUCUAAUCGGAUAUUUAUUCCAGCAUCGUCAACCACGCAUACGAAUGAGAGUCAAAUAUCAGUGAAUUCAUUUGUUCAUGGUCAUCGGCGUACAUGCGGUGCUCGUUUUUCAGGUAGUUCACACUUAAUAUGUUUUGGUCAAGUUGUCAGUAUUCAACAAACAAGUUCAGCACCAAUUUUAACUUCAUUAAGCGACGGAACCUUGAAUCGACCACAAUCAUUACCCCUACGUCCAACAAGUUUAGCAGUGGCAAAAACCCGUGAAAACUCAAGUACUGAUGAACAGUCAAGUUAUCGAACAACAGCAAUAACAAAUGCAAUGCAAAUACAGUAUACCCAAAAUAAUCAACGCUUGCCAAUAUUUUCAGCUCCUGUUCGUCCAACAUUUGGUACAAAUAUAUUUGACGAUGAUCGACGUUUAUCAACAGGAUAUCAACGUUCAUCAACAAAAUGUCAACGUUCAUCAACAGGAUAUCAACGUUCUCUUGGUCAAACGCUCCGUCCGCAUUCAACUGUAUCAAUAUAUGAUGUUUCUAUUUUAUUACCUGUUAGUAAAAAAUUAGCGGAUGAUUAUAAAAUUGAUCUAAACAAUCCAGUGGAAAUGUGUGAAGUGAAUCAAGAAGUAGCACAAAAAAUGGGCAAAACUGACCUAUCACAUUGUUGGCGUCUACUAGGUCGUUUGCUAUCUUUACAGCCAAAUUUACAAAAUGAUGAUUCUUGGUUUCAAACACCCAUAGCUCAAGGUUUAAUCAAUCAUAUAGUUGCAGCUUAUGUUAAGAAUGGUGAUAUACAAUCGGCAAGCAUGUUUCUUUUAACGAUGUCUCAAACAUCAUAUUUAAAAACAAGAAUUCAUACAAAACUAGUAGCCGAACACAAUUCCAAUCCAAUCUUAUAUGCUUAUGCAUCUUUAUUACAUCGAUGGAAACAUUUUUAUAAACGAACACAAAUCUUGUCUCAAAUAGAUCACAAUUGUCAAUCGCCCGCACCAUUCACUCCAAUAGCAUCCGCACAAACAACUAUCAUGUGUUCAAUUUGUUUACAACCCGUUUUGGGUCAAUAUUUUUUAUGUGCAAUAUGUGGUCACGGUGGACACUUGAUGCAUAUGCACGAUUGGUUUUCAUCCGACGGUCUUAAACAUAGAUAUUGCCCAGAAAAAGAUUGUUCCUGUCGAUGUAUUAUAAAACAGCAAGAAUUAUUAGCAAUAAAUACUAUUCAACUGCAACAACAACAGCCGCUUCCAAUAACACCUAGACCUUAUCUAGCUCGCCAACCAUCAAGUAGUUUUCGUCCUUAA